This is a messenger RNA of Periconia digitata, 807 nucleotides long. Lineage: Eukaryota; Fungi; Ascomycota; Dothideomycetes; Pleosporales; Periconiaceae. The record is from the annotation of a GenBank genome assembly.
UCACCACCCGUCUCAGACACUCCCACAGUCCUUAAUAGUCACUCAUUAUUUCUGCUCAGCAUGAAGGCCGCUCUUUUCAUUCCCCUGUUGGCAUUGGCCGAUGCAUCUGUCAUCUUGCGCCGCGACGACCCCGGCUCCAGUGCCCAAUCAUACCACUUCAAGACCCAACAACCUCACUUCUUCAAUCUCAAAGUCGAUGACUGCAAGUGGACUAAGCGACAGGAGGAAGACGAGGAAGAAGAGCUGUCUCUGGAUGAUGAGGAUGAGACUCCUGAAAUUGAAAACGCCAAAAUCCUUCCCGGCAAAGGAUCGAGCAAAUGGAACCGAUGCCCUCUGGCAGGAUACGCCAUCAGGCUAGAGAAUGGCAUCGUAGUCGCCACCCCAUACCAGAAAUGGUAUGAUCCAAAGCUGGCUACCUUCUUUGUCGACGACGACACCCAGCUGUACACUGUCAGCAAAGAUCCCCUCCAGCUUUACAUUGACUCUGUAACGGGUGCGUUCAAAUACACCAAGCUUGGAUGGCUUCCUCCCAGCGCCAUAUCCACCAGCUUCUACCACACUGGCAACAACCCUCUCGGUCUAACGAGCCCAAGCCCUUCCUACCUCAGCUGGCCCAGCACUGUUGGUAUUGCCUUCGAUGGUGAAUGGGCUUUUUGUCCUCUCGGCGAGACAGGCCAGUACCAGGUCUUUGUCAACAACGCCAACUUUGCUCAACAAGGCGUUCGCAAGGACUGGUGCAAGAAGAGGCCUCUUGCUGCCGUCAACGCCAACCCAUGGAGAAACACCCCGAAUGAGGCCGCCGAAUAG